This is a messenger RNA of Phycomyces blakesleeanus NRRL 1555(-), 846 nucleotides long. RefSeq lists its product as hypothetical. The coding region runs from base 1 to 846 and encodes 281 amino acids. The transcript has a single exon. Lineage: Eukaryota; Fungi; Mucoromycota; Mucoromycetes; Mucorales; Phycomycetaceae. The record is from RefSeq and is a predicted model, not a curated record.
AUGUCUCUUAAACGUCUGCAUCGCGAGGAAGAUACUUUUAAUAAAUCUGAUAAUGGAAAUGUCAGUAAUUCCGGUGAUAAAACUGAUUACGGCAACAGUGACAGUGACAGCGACAGUGAUAGCAACAGUGACAGCGACAGCGACAGCAGCCAAAGUGCCAAACGUGCCAGACAUACUCCAAGUCCACUUAUACAUCUACCUUGUGAAGUUCUGACAAAGAUAUUUAUUCUAUCUUCAAACCCUCAGCUUCCUCUGGUCUGUCGCUCUAUUUCGUACAUGCUCUACCAUUGUUCGAAUGGAAUCAAACUAGAAUGGCUUAUGCAUCGACACAAAUAUUCAAUUCAAAAAGCAUUACAAGCCUCAUUGAAUUUUCCCUUCGUUAAUCCCGACCUCAUUUUUCGCUUUUAUUAUCUUUAUCAACAACAGAAUAAUGAUAUUAAUAAUGUUACACUAUUGACUGAUGUUAUGAUUCCUACACGUCUUUUCUCUGAUGCCAAACCUGAAGAUGAGUGCCUGGAACUCACCCGUUUACUGCUGGAGCGUGGGGCAUCCCCUACAAAACCUAAAGGUUACCCAGUUAUUAAAGCAUCCCAAGUGGGUCGCCUUUCGAUGGUCAAACUCCUGGUGGCAUUUGGUGCCGAUCCCACUGUACGUCAGAAUAUGGCAUUAAGAGUCAGUGCUGCUCGCGAUAAUCGAGAAAUAGUCAGCUAUUUCUUGGAUGAUCUCAAGGUAGCCCCUGACAGUGAAACACUCAAAGCUUGUGUUCAAAAAGGUCUGUGGGACAUGGUGACUAUCCUCAUGAAUCAUGGAGCUGUCCCUGAUAUGACCACGGUCAAUUAUGCCUAG